UUCGGUCGUCGUCUUUUUAAACCAGAAGAGGAAGACAGGUCAACACGGAUGUAACAAGAAGUGUGUAUUAAUGUGGAACUGACGGUGAAAAUGAGUGCAAACACUAAGAUAGUUAUAAUAGGAUGUGGGAUAUCAGGUAUAUCAGCGGCACAGAGGCUUGUUAACGCCGGAUUUCAUCAUAUCCGGAUACUUGAAGCGACUGAAAGAAGCGGAGGAAGGAUAAAAACGGGGAGAUUUGGUAAUAGUAUUGUUGAGAUAGGGGCUAACUGGAUCCAUGGACCAUGUGAGGAGAACCCAGUGUUUUGUCUGGCCCGUCGCUACGGGCUCCUGGAUCCAGAGGCCCUCACCCCAGAGAACCAGGCCAUGGACGUCGGAGGGCAUCCCCCCUGGGUUCCCAACGUCUUCAGCAGUUCAGGUCAGAAGCUGAAUGCUGAGGACCUCUAUCCUGCCCUCAAGAUGUUUUCUGAGUUGCUGUAUGAAAGUUCAGAAUUUCAGAGUCAAGGAGGAGAGCCCUGGGCCAGUGUGGGAGAUUUCAUACGGGCAGAGGUGCCACAGCGAGCAGCAGAGAAGUGGAAAGACACUGAUGCAAAGGCCAGAUCUCUGCAACUGUGUGUGAUCAGCAGCAUGUUGAAGGUGGAGUGCUGUGUUAAUGGGACUCACAGCAUGGAUGAAGUGGGUCUGGGGGCCUAUGGCCUUUAUAAGACUCUGCCUGGACUGGACUGUACAUUCCCAGGUGGCUACGAAGGUCUAAUCAAAAACCUGAUGUCAGAGCUCCCCAGUGGUAUAGUGACCUACAAUCGGCCUGUGCGCUGUGUCCACUGGAACAACUCGGAGAAGAGAGAAAACCCUGUGACGGUUGAGUGUGAUGACGGGGAGAGGAUUGAUGCUGAUCAUGUUAUUGUCACAGUACCUCUAGGAUACCUGAAGAAACACCAUUCAACUCUGUUCCAUCCUCCUCUCCCUCUACACAAGCUGCACUCUGUCCAGAGACUGGGUUUUGGAACAAACAAUAAAAUAUAUGUGGAGUUUGAUUCACCAUGGUGGGAUGCUGACUGCGAGGUCAUCUACUUUGUGUGGGAAGAUGAGGAAGACAUGGUGGACCAGGUGCCAGAUAUACAGAGAUCCUGGAUAAAGAAGCUGUUUGGCUUUACUGUGCUCAAACCCACUGAAAGGUAUGGCCAUGUUCUGUGUGGCUGGAUCGCUGGGCAUGAGUCAGAGUAUAUGGAGACGCUGUCUGAACAGGAGGUCUCGCAUGCCAUCACACAGCUUAUUCGGAGGUUUACAGGGAACCCUAUCGUCACCCCGCGGAGAGUUUUACGCUCUCAGUGGUUUCAUGACCCCUGGACCCGGGGAUCCUACAGCUACCCUGGAAAAGGCUGUUCAGUACAGGACCUGGAGAACAUGAUGGAGCCCCUACCUGUGAAGGCAUCACAGUCACAACCCCUGCAGGUGCUGUUUGCUGGAGAGGCUACUCAUCCCCACUACUACUCCACCGUUCAUGGAGCUGUCCUCAGUGGGUGGAGAGAAGCUGAUCGGCUCAUCUCUCACUACUCCUCCGUUCAUCCAUCUGAGCCGCCCAAGUCAAAGCUUUAACAGAGCAAUGCAGCUUUGACAAAACGACAUGUAUGAGAUUCAUAUCUAAAAUCUACAACUGCUUCAAACAAUGAUCUCAGAGUUGAUCUGAACAGUUCUGUUGCAGCUGCUGUUGAUUUAAAUCAGUCACUUAAAAAAUUGAAAGUUUGAAAAUUUGAAGUACUGCUGACCAUAUGCUGUGGAUUUCACUGCAUACAUUAAAAUGUAUGUAAUAUAAAUGGACUUGGCUAGUACUGACAGACAGUCCACACAAGUGAUCAAUACAGUAAUUACAUUUUCAUUAAAUGCAUUAAGGAUAUAGCUUUAUAUAUUUACUGCAAGAAAGGCCUCUUUCUUGUAAACAAAUCAGUGUACUGAUUGUAUGUAAUUAUCAGAUUUUCUUAAUAAAGUAUUUUAACUACUA
Lates calcarifer (barramundi perch) is the source of this 1996-nucleotide messenger RNA. Its product is annotated as peroxisomal N(1)-acetyl-spermine/spermidine oxidase. Gene Ontology annotation, molecular function: polyamine oxidase activity. The transcript has 10 exons. The coding region runs from base 91 to 1593 and encodes 500 amino acids. NCBI's taxonomy places the organism in Eukaryota, Metazoa, Chordata, Actinopteri, Centropomidae. The record is from RefSeq and is a predicted model, not a curated record.